Fonticula alba is the source of this 2953-nucleotide messenger RNA. RefSeq lists its product as hypothetical. The coding region runs from base 26 to 2953 and encodes 975 amino acids. Gene Ontology annotation, molecular function: DNA-binding transcription factor activity. The record is from RefSeq and is a predicted model, not a curated record. Lineage: Eukaryota; Rotosphaerida; Fonticulaceae. The transcript has 2 exons. Gene Ontology annotation, biological process: regulation of DNA-templated transcription.
CCCCUCUCUCCCCUACCUGUGAGUCAUGUGCAAGAUCCCCACCCGGCCGCGGGUUAUCGUCCCGCAGGGCAGCCUCCCAGCCUACUACAACAGCAAUGGCAUGCCCAUCUCCUUCGGUGGCAGCUACAACGGCAACGGCCAUUCCGGUCACGAUGUCGACCUCUCGACCCUCGAGCAGUGGGCCUCCCAGCACAAUGGCCCCGCCGGCGAUGGCGAGGACGAUGGGUCCCAGGGCGCGGGGUUUCCCCACCCCAACUCGGUCAUGUCGCAAGGCCCCAGCGCCGAGGAUGACCUGCGUCAUCUGCAUAACCGUGCGCCGCCCUCCCUGCGUGAGAUCUCGGCCAUGGUUAGCUCCUCUGGCCUGAACGCCACCGAGGACUUCUCCGCCUACCACCAUCCCCAUCUGCCGCACUCCCAUGGGGCCGAUCAGCGCCUCGAGUUCGUCCCCUACAUGGACGCCGAGCAUGCUCCUGUCAAUGCCCUCAGCAGCAGUGACAGCUCGAGCAACCUCUAUUUCGCCGGUCCCAGCGCCCCGAUCAAUGCCGCCGGGCCCUUCGCCUCUGACGGGAACGCGGUCUACGCCGGCACCACCGCCCCUGGGUCCUCCUCUUCCAGCGCCGCCGCCGCCGCCGCCGAGGCGACGGCCCACAUGGCUUCUUUUGCUCCGGCCAAUGCCCGGCCAUACCCCUCGAUGCUGAGCGCCAACGGCGCCCACUUUGCCGAAGCCCCGGCCCCUGCCCCGGGCCUCGGCCCGGUCACGGCGACGUAUGCGCAGUUCCGCCACCCGGCCUCCCAGGCCCCGGGCGGGUCCUCCUCUUCCGGCAAUUCGUCCCCCUCUUCGGUGUCUCCGAUUUCCUCGCCUUCCAACCUUGCCGCGGCCUUCGAUUCCGCCGGUACCCCGGUCGGGCCGCUGGUGUCCUCCACCGGUUCGGCGAUCGGGUCGUCCUCCCCGCAUGGCGGGGCCAACUUCGUGGACGAGGGCCGCUUCCAGCAGAUGCUCUCCCUCGGGCCGGAGUCCUCCAAUGCCGGGGUCUUUGCCCAUGGCGGGUCUUCUUCCGGGGCUUCCUCAUCUUCGGCCACCCCGGUGGCCUCCUCCUCGCAGCAGUCCCCCCCGGGUCCGGGCAUGCACCGGUCCGGCAUCGACACCCCCCUGCACCAUGCCACCUCCACUGGCCACAUCAAGCAGGAGUAUGGCCCCGGCCCGGUUGUUGCCGGCCAGGCGCAGCAGUCGCACCUGCUGGCCACCACCGGGGAGACUGUCGCCCCCGGCACUUCUUCGGCUGACAACUUCAAGGGCUUCUACCUGGAGCAGCCGCAGUCGCAGCAGCCGCAGGAUCACUCGGCACACCGGCGCUCGAGCACCGAUGGGAUGGUCCUCCCCUCGGAGGACUUCUCCUCCGGGCCCUUUGCCAAGACCCCGCGUGCCAAGUCCCCUGGGGCCACUGGCAGUGCCUCGCGCCGGGGGUCCGUCACGGCGGCCAAGAUGACCACUCGCAUGCCGGGCCGCUAUCACCCGGUGCCGGUUGGCCCGACGGUCGCCGCGGCCGAUGUCCUUUUCUCCUCGGCCGCCACCCUGGCCAAGCCCUUCGGUGCCCCGGCCGGCGGCAUGCUGCUGCCGGCGGUCAACCCGGCUGCUGGUGUCUUCCCCCCGAUGGACAUGACCCAGAUGAUGGCGGCCGGGCCUGGGGCUGCUGCGGCUGUCGCGGCGGCGGCUGCUGCUGCUGCUGCUGCUGCUGCUGCCACCACCACCGGUGCCGGCCCCACCGCCGGUGCCGCCGCCGCCGCCGCCGCCGCCACCACCACCACUACCAUUCCUUUCAACAGUCUCAACUCUUCGGGGUUCAUUCGCGCGGUGCCGGCGGCGGCGCUCUUCCCCCCGGCGGCGGCGGCCACUCUGCUGCCGAUCCUGCGCGGCCCGUUGGUUGAUCAUCAGACGGACUCCCUGGCUGACCUGUCCCCGGGACAUGCCCAAGCCACGGCCAAGGCGCGAGUCCUGGCGUCGGCCACGGCCGAGGCUACGGCCUCUGCCGCGGCCAAGGUCGCGGCCAAGGUGGCCCUCGAGACGGGCGGGCGGGCUCGCGCUCGCGCCAGCACUGCCACCCGGUCGCGGUCCGCCUCGCCGGCCGUCGACGGUGGCAAGUCCACUUCCAGCAAGUCCCCCUCGCCGGCGGGCAGCAACACAGACAAGGCCACCGACGAGGGGUCUUCCUCUUCUUCCUCUUCGUCUCCCGGCCCCUCGGGAGCCGGGGCCAAGUCCGCCAACAGCGCCACCGGCAGCGGCGGGGCCUCGCAAAAGCGCCCCGCCGCCGGGCAGGACUCCAGCUCGGAUGCCAAGCGCGCGCGCAAUCGCCUGGCCGCCGAGAAGUACCGCCACAAGGGCCGGCACCUGGUCACCCAUCUGACCGACCGUUGUGCAUCGCUCAUUUGCGACAAGGACAACCUCAUGAAGAAGGUCGACGCCCUGGAGGCCGACAAUCAGCACCUGCGCAACAUCAUCACCUCGCUGAUGGGCUUCUCGACCGGGGCCGGGUCCGCCGGGCAGUCCAUCCCGGUGGUGAUGCUCCCGCCGCAGGGCAGCUUCGUGGACCCGACCACCGGUGGUGGUCCGGGCCCGGCGACGGUGGUUGUUCCCCAGCCCGGCUCUGCGGCGGCCACCGUGGCGGCCCUGCAGCAGCAGUUUGUUUCUGCCCCGGUGGUCACUGGCCCCGGUGGUGCUUUCUCACACGCGGAGGUUGGCCCGGUGGCCGGCCUGCCUGGCGUCCAUAACGCCGGUGCCUACUACGCCGCUCCCGGGGGCGGGAUCCCGCAGCCGCAGUCGCAGCCGCAGCCGCAGCAGCAGCUGGACUAUGCGGCCAUGAUGCCGCGUCACCAUCACCACCACCUCCCGGAGGUGGCUACCGAUGGGGCUCUCCUCGCUGCCUCCUCGUCCCCGCGCUUCAUGUACUACAAGUAG